This is a messenger RNA of Sclerotinia sclerotiorum 1980 UF-70, 210 nucleotides long. RefSeq lists its product with no specific name. The record is from RefSeq and is a predicted model, not a curated record. The coding region runs from base 1 to 210 and encodes 69 amino acids. NCBI's taxonomy places the organism in Eukaryota, Fungi, Ascomycota, Leotiomycetes, Helotiales, Sclerotiniaceae. The transcript has 2 exons.
AUGCGUCCUGUAGAUAUCACAUUUCUGGUUGUUGCUAGUAUCGUCGGUGAUGAAGAUAAGCAGCAAGAUACGGUAAAUAGGGCUGUUCACUGUGCUCAAAGCGGAGCGUGCUCAUCUCCCGUUCAGGACGAUCCGGCAAUGAUGCCGAAGUGUGGAAUUAGCAAAUCUGAUCCACUUUACAACGGGCUGCCCGCAGAAACUGAUUACUAA